CUGACAGCUACUUGCCACUUGGACUUCGGGAGCUUUUUAUACAAAGCUGAACAAGUUUUGGAACUCAAUUAUGCCCGCUUACAAGUUGUACUACUUUAACGCUCGUGGUCGAGCAGAACCAGCGAGACUUUGUUUUGCUGCUGCCGGAGUUAAGUACGAAGAUGUAAGGUAUACUUUCGAAGAAUGGUCAAAGGAGAAAGCAGCUGGUUUGAGCCCAAUGGGAUUUCUACCAAUGCUUGAAGUUGAUGGAAAAAAGCUGAAUGAGUCAUUGGCUAUUAUGAGAUAUUUGGCCAGAGAGUUUGGUCUUUGUCCAAAAGACAGCUUUAUGGUUGCUCAAUGUGAUAUGGUUGUUGAUUCACUCUUUGAUGUGUUUGGAAAAUUGUAUGCGUUCAAAUUUGAAAAAGAUGAGGAAAAGAAGAAAAACCUUGAGAAGGAGUUUUAUGAAAAAGUUGUACCCAAUUUCUAUACGAAAAUGACUGCAUUGCUUAAGAAUAACAGCAAAGGAAAAGGAUUCUUUGUUGGUGACAAGUUGACCUAUGCUGAUAUUUCCAUGUUCACAUUGGGAGAUUACUUGAGUGAGCACAAACCAUCAUUACUUGAUGAAUUCCCUGAAGUGAAGGCCAACUAUGUUCAAGUUAGAGACUCAUCGGGUAUCAAGGAAUGGCUSAGCACCAGACCCAAAACUGAAAUGUAGACUUUGUCAUCCCAAUGAAAAACCUUUCUAAUGGUGCAUCUUCUUAAUAAUUUCCAGUUUAAUAAUUAUGUUGAUUGAUUGUCCCAAACAAUGUCUCCUCUCAUCCAUCAAAUGGAUGACAAAUAAUCAUAAUAAUAAUUAAAAGAUAAUGAUAAAUAUAAUUGUAAUAGCGUAUAUGCUAAUAAAUGUUUUGAAAAUUG
This is a messenger RNA of Exaiptasia diaphana, 894 nucleotides long. Its product is annotated as probable glutathione S-transferase 5. Gene Ontology annotation, molecular function: glutathione transferase activity. The record is from RefSeq and is a predicted model, not a curated record. Gene Ontology annotation, biological process: glutathione metabolic process. The transcript is spliced from 5 exons. The coding region runs from base 71 to 694 and encodes 207 amino acids. Lineage: Eukaryota; Metazoa; Cnidaria; Anthozoa; Actiniaria; Aiptasiidae.